Vigna radiata var. radiata (mung bean) is the source of this 497-nucleotide messenger RNA. RefSeq lists its product as uncharacterized. The transcript has a single exon. The record is from RefSeq and is a predicted model, not a curated record. NCBI's taxonomy places the organism in Eukaryota, Viridiplantae, Streptophyta, Magnoliopsida, Fabales, Fabaceae. The coding region runs from base 81 to 287 and encodes 68 amino acids.
ACAACGUAAGAGAGGGUUCAGAAAAUCAGAAACGAAAGAUUCAGUUGCAACACGACAACAACGUUGGACCAGAAGCAGGCAUGGUUUGCUUUUGUUUUCUGGUGGAUCAGACGAAGAAAGUGAAGCGGAGCAAGCCGGUGGCCGGGUCGUGCUCGCGGUGCGGCGGAGGUGCCAGUGUUGCAGACAUGAUUACUCAAACCAGAUUUUGCUAUGUUCCUUUCUAUUGCAAAUCUUGGAAGGCUAUCAUGUGCACUUUCUGUGGAGCCAUGCUCAAGUCUUACACAUGAUCAUCAUAAAUUACUUUCCACCAAAGUUUUAACAUCAUUAAGGUUACAUAUAUACAUGCCAAGAAUCUUGGCAUUUCAACACCAAAUAUCAUUUAUAAACAUCUUUUAUCCUAUACUAUUGUAGAGUUCUAGUUAAAAAUAAGGUAUUGUUGUAUUCUGGAAAUGUGAAUUUUGAACCCAAAAUAUUGAAAGUGCUACUUUAUUUUUUUA